UGGUUCUAGUCACCGUUCUGGUUGAGGAGCACACCGCCGCCGCGACGAUGUUAGAAUCAGGUGUGUACCGAGAGUUGUUGAAGUUCAAGUUCAUCUCGAUGGGUUUCAGUUUUCCGGAAGCUGUCGAGCGGACUGGAUCGAAUUUCGCUGGCUGUGCGCUGUGAAGAUUUGGCUAGAGUUUUAAAUUUUUUAUUCAAGUAAGGCCUAGAUAGAUAGUCACAGAAUGUUCGGAAAAAGUUCUUUGCUGUUGGGAAAAGUGCUUCUGCUUGCAGCUGUGAUUGGUGUUGCUAUUGCAUGCAACGGUGGCUACAAGGUUAAGGUACGCAAGGUGCAGAACUGUGCCGGCUCGGAUGCGGUCAUCACAGCCAACGAAAACUACACGGUGGUGCUGACGAAGAACUGCGACAUCAAGUCCCGCGGUUGCGUUCAGUUCAAAUCGUUCAAGACGGCCGUCGCCAAGUACAAGGUCCGGAAGGACGGUAUGCUGAUGCUGCAGGGCAAUCUCGACCUGUGCGAUCAGCUGCGGGCCGGCAUUCUGGACGCGCAGAUUGGACCGAUGCUGCGAACCUUCAAUCUGCCGGAGAAGUGUCCGGUUGAGGCGGGAACCCUCUGUACCGAUCCGACCCAGGUGAUUAAUAUUGCGGCGUUCGCGCAGUUCCUCGAGCUGGCACAGGGCACCAUUGACGUGGAAACAGAGAUUCAACACGAUACGGGCAGAAGUUGCUUCCGAGUCAGGUUCGAAGUCACAAAGUGAUCAUACAGGUUACGUCGAUGGAAUCAAUUAAAAUAAUAGCUAUGUGUACCUAAUAAACUGUGGCUGGCGGGUGUUAAUAAAAUAUAAAUUGUUACCUCAUACUACGCGGUAUGUCUGAACCGACAA
Messenger RNA from Wyeomyia smithii (pitcher-plant mosquito), 880 nucleotides. RefSeq lists its product as uncharacterized. Bases 224 to 754 code for a protein of 176 amino acids. The transcript has 4 exons. The record is from RefSeq and is a predicted model, not a curated record. NCBI's taxonomy places the organism in Eukaryota, Metazoa, Arthropoda, Insecta, Diptera, Culicidae.